GUAUUACUCUCAAGUUAUCGUUUCUUCUCAAAUAAUUAUUUAAGACAAAUCUAAAUUGAUAUUUCAUCCCCCACCCCUUCCCCCUCUCACAGGAUUUAUUAUUGUUACCAAUGAUCGGUUCACUUGAAGUUUUUUCUUUCUUGACGAUUAUAUUUGGCUUGAUGCUAAUCGACCUCGUACCUCUGCAAGAAACUAUGACCUGCAAGGACCAUAAAAACACAACAAAAUGCCCAGAAAUAUACUUUUCAAUGGAUUAUCAGAGUGCACGUGAAAAGUUCCUGAAUUCGGCUCGGGCAGUGAAGGCUGAAAUAAAAAAUCACCUUGUCUUCACUCGAGGUGAUAUGCACUACUAUAUGGACACCGCUUUCUUUAAGGGAGAGCAUUCAGAUAAGUUGAUAGUUCAUGUAAGUGGCAUUCGCGGCGUGGAUGGUUAUAUUGGGAGUGGAAUUCAAAACAAGAUCCUGAAUGAUUGGAAUAAGUCUUCACCUAGACUUCCAUCUGUACUUUUUAUUCACGCUGUUAACCCCUAUGGUAUGGUACAUAAUCGGCUCUUUAACGAAGAAGGUGUAGAUCUUAAUCACAAUUAUUUCUUAAAGGAGGAGUGGGAUGAAAUUAAAUGUCAAAAUUCAAAUACAGAAGGCUACAUAAUACUAAAAGAGUUGCAGAAACUCAGCACAACGCCGAGACUAAUAGAUAGAUAUCUAUUUUUCUUGCAUUUUAUCAAGCUAACAGUAAAGUAUGGGUAUAGUUCUAUUAAAAAGGCGAUUAACACUGGACAAGAUCAAGAUCCUAAAACAAUUUUCUACAAUGGGGAUCGGGUACAAUCCAGCAUAAGUAUUCUUCAAGAUCUUCUCCAAACAUACUCCAAAGGAGUGACCGAAGCUAUUAUAAUAAAUGUACAGACAAGCCCAGGGUCUUAUGGCAAGGAAAGCAUCCUGGUGUAUAGUAAGACAGGGAAGGAACUCAGUGAGAGGAUUUUCGGCAAGAAGCGAAUUCAAGGCAGUGUGGUUGCUAUGGAUGCAACCGGCUGUGGGCAAGGCCGUACAGUCGGUGCGAUCCGACUGGCUUUGGGACUUGCGCCAAAGACGCUGGUUGUCACCGAAGCGUUCGGCAACGUCAGUCCUUUAUUAGCUAUUAGAUCCAUUGUGUUGGAGAGUGCUGCGUCUAACGCCUGUCCUGGGUCAUAUGCCCAUCACGUCACGAGCAUGUGGCUACGGGAGGCAUUCUAUCCACAAGAAACGAAGUACAAACAAACAGUACUGUUGAACGGUGUUCAGGCGUUUGACGAUGUUGUUCAAUACCUUUCAAACGCAACCUCCUAAUGCUCCCUCCUCUUCCUAUCCUUUCUGCACCACCAUAGUGCGUAUGUUGUAAGGUAAAGACUUAUAUGGGAAAUCCUGAUGCUGCCACCGAUGUUGUGAUUAGGCGGAA
Messenger RNA from Phytomonas sp. Hart1, 1431 nucleotides. Lineage: Eukaryota; Euglenozoa; Kinetoplastea; Trypanosomatida; Trypanosomatidae. The record is from the annotation of a GenBank genome assembly.